UUCCAGGCCUUGCAGGGUGCGAAGAGCCAGGAGAAGAAGACAGCGUGUUGUUUCUCAGUAUUACCAGCUAGUGGAAGUGUUAAAGACACCUUCGUUGGAGCCAGAAAUGGGCAAUACAGGCUUUUAAAAAUAGUCAUUGACAAUGAGCAGCUUGUUGUGGGAUCCUCUAGGCAGCCAGUUGGAUCAUGGGAAAGGGAUUAUGAUUCAUUUGUUCUUCCCCUUCUUGAAGACAAGCAACCAUGUUAUAUACUAUACAGAUUAGAUUCUCAGAAUGCUCAAGGAUAUGAGUGGAUCUUCAUUGCAUGGUCACCUGAUCACUCUCCUGUUCGUCAAAAAAUGUUGUAUGCAGCAACCCGAGCAACACUUAAGAAAGAAUUUGGAGGUGGUCAUAUUAAGGAUGAAGUAUUUGGAACAGUACAGGAUGAUGUUUCACUGAAUGGAUAUAAAAAAUAUUUGAUAUCACAGUCCUCCCCUGCACCUUUGACUGCAGCAGAAGAGGAACUUCGACAAAUUAAGAUUAAUGAGGUACAGACAGACGUUGGUGUAGAUACCAAGCAUCAAACAUUGCAAGGAGUAGCAUUCCCCAUUGCUAAAGAAGCUAUUCAGGCUUUGGAGAAAUUGAAAAAUAAGAAACUCAAUUAUGUACAACUGGAAAUUGAUAUGAAAAAUGAAACUAUUAUUUUGGCCAACACACUUCAUACUGAACUGAAGGACUUGCCAAAACGCAUUCCAAAGGAUGCUGCGCGUUACCACUUUUUCCUGUAUAAGCAUGCCCAUGAAGGAGACUAUUUGGAAUCCAUAGUUUUCAUCUACUCUAUGCCAGGGUAUACCUGUAGUAUACGAGAACGAAUGCUCUACUCUAGUUGCAAAAGUCCACUGUUAGAAAUUGUAGAAAGACAGUUGUGGAUGCAGAUAAUUAGAAAGAUUGAAAUAGAUAAUGGAGAUGAGUUAACUGCUGACUUUCUUUAUGAAGAGGUUCAUCCAAAACAACAUGCUCACAAACAAAGUUUUGCUAAACCUAAAGGUCCUGCAGGGAAGAGGGGAAUACGAAGACUGAUUAGAGGUCCAGCGGAGACUGAAACACCUAGUGAUUAGAAACUGUUGUUUGCAUUUGUUAUAAAGUAUUACAGUAAGAAAUGAAAUUCUGGCUUUUGGUAAUGAACUGAAAUCAUUCCAUUCAUAGAUGCUAGGGGAAAAAAAAAGGCUCUUUUUACUCUUCUCUCUUCUGACCUCAACACUUUUUAUAUUGUUACAUGACUAUGUUGACCAUGUUUUAUGACAUGUGGAAGAGCUAAUUAUUUUAAAGCUAGAAGUGGAAAACUAAGCUAGUACCCCUUUAUUUUAAAUUAGAAUCUAUUAUUUAAUAACUGUACAUGUGAUAAUAAAUUGCAGACAUAAGACUAUUAAGCCCAUGUAUUCUGUGAGUAGGUUACAGCUGUAUGCCUAGAUAACAAGCCUACGUUCUGUGAGCAGCCUGUUAAACGCUUAAGACUUUCCAUGUGAGAAGAGCUGAAGGAUUAUAUAGCAUUGUCCCAGAUAAGUCUUUAUUUUUCAUUGUAGCUGUUAUGGACAAUAAUACAAUAGAAGGUUUUCUUCUGGGUUUGACAUGAUGCAUUGUUGGGUUUUGUUUUGGUUUGCUUUUUUGUAAUAGAAAAGAUAAACUAAAAUCAGUUAGCCAUCAAUUAACAUAAGAGUUCAGGAAUAGCUGGAUAUUUUCUCAUGCAAAAGUAUGGUCAUUUCAAAUUUGUAACUAAAUUAAUGGAAUUGUCUUUUAAAGAAAUCUGACAUAAAACCACUACAGCUUUUCCAGAUUUCUAUACCACUCAUAAGCCUUACAUAUUAAGUACUGAAUGACUAAGUAAAAGGUGAUUAAAAGUGCAUGAAUUAGUAUACUCAAUAGAUUAUUGAGCUGCUUUCAAAGCAAUAUGCUUAAAGUUUCUAAUAAAUAAUUGAUUACCUUGUGCUCUUGGAUCUAAAACUGUGUAAGUUCAGUAAAAAUUGAAAUAGACUUGCUUCAUAAAGGUGAGUUGAGACUCUAGUGUGUUUGCACUAUCAACUGCAAUUUUAACUUUCAGGGUAUUCUGAAAAUGAUUUUUCCUAAAUGUUUGAACUUUAAGAGUAACUUCAAUCUGUAACAAAAUCCAACCAAGUCUUGAAUAACUGCUGGCAGCACCUGGUUAGGAUUUUGUCUUUCUCCCCCUCCCCUCCCCCCACUUAAUACUAAGAUCAGCCAGAAUAGUCUAAACUUGAUUGAAUCAUGAGUAAUGUAUUUCAUAAGAAGAGGAAAAAUAGAUUAUUUUAAUAAGUGGAUUAAAGAAGAAUUAGAUGUGGAAAUCAAGUAUUGAAUGACCUUAAAUAUUUAAAAUUGUGUAAUGAGACAAAAUACUAGUAGAUAGAUUAUAUUCCCCAGUUGGGACUUGAUUUUUUCUGUUUUGUAUGUGAGCUCUGUGGGUUUUGAAUUUUAAUUAUUUUUAAAGCUACGUGGGAGUUGCAAGUCUUGGCUCACUUCAUAUUAUCAUAGGUGCUGGGUGUACACAUUAAAUAGCUGAAUCACUUGUCUACCUGGUGGAAGAUAGAUUUUAACCUAGUUUUGUAGGGAAAUAAUGCUUUGACACUACUAGUUCCUGAUAAAUUUUAUCUUAUAUAUUAUUUUGUUUGGAGAUGAUAGCUUGUUACUGAUGUCUGAGAUUGCACUAUGUAAUGCAAAGAUUGCAAUAGUUGUUGGGUUUACUGUGGUUUUUUAUAUGCAUUAGAAAUUUGACACCUCACCUUUUUUCAUUUAAUCUUAUACACUACAUCAAUCCAAUUCAAUAGCUCUUGAUCCUCGGCUUAUCUCCAGCUUGCCUUCAGCUACUGUGUUCUUUUUCUGCCUCUUGCCUUCUCUCUCUAGGGCAAGGAGUUGGUCUUUGAAGUGUUUCUUGUGUGUACUACCUGUCAGGCAAGUGUCAUUGUUUUUUAAACAUGGUUAAUAUGCUUGCAGCUCAUUGUACAUUGUAAUUAAAUGUAUUAUUUUCAGUUGAACUCCGCAUCCUUGAAGAGCACCUAAUUAAUUUUGGUUUGGUGGGUGGGGGGUUGUUUUUUUUGGUUGGUUGGUUUUUAGGAAAACCUUUUGAGUGUAGCAGUUAAAAAUUACCACUAGAGAGUUUUUUGGUUGAUUUUAGUAUUCCUGCCUUUGUGUCAGCCAUACUAACUGUGCACAUACAUUUUUUUUUAUUUGAGACAGUAAAGAAUUCAGCAUUUUAAUACCAAAUGUUUUAAAUAAUGAACAGCUUGACCUGAUAUGGUUAUGUGCAUGUUGUGGGUUUUUUUUUGUGGUUUUUCUCCUUAACCCUGCCCUAGAUAGAUGAGGAUAGGAGCUAGAAAGAUUAAUCUGGAGGAUGGUGAGAGCUGGUCAAGUGAUUAUGUGAAGGUGUUUAUAAUGAGCUGCUUUAGAGUUCGGCCCAAACCAAACAUUGUAAGUUAUUUAACUUGAAAAUACUCUGUGUGGGUGUAUGAACCCCUGACCAGCCAGUGCAGAGUCAUGUCCUGAGCAUAUUUCCCUCUUACCUUUCCCCUAGAAGAGAAUUGCAUGAAGUUUUGCACUGCCAGCUGCCUCUCCAGGCCUCUUGUAGCUAUUCUCCUGACAAAGCAAUAAGAAGCAUCUGAUUUUUGUGUUAAGAUCCAUCAUGUUUACAUAUGUGUAGUUGUCUCACAUGACAGUAGUACUGUUAAUGAAUGUUCAGAGCCAGCAUAAAAUGAGGGCAUUAAUGCAAGUUACUCCUUUAACUGUCUCUGGCAAUUUAAUAAUUGAAAGUGUCCAUUCAAAUUGUUGUUGGCCUUCAUAAAGCCCAAAAGCAAUGCAGCUGCUUGUAGUUAACUCACAGGCUAUUAUUAAUUAACAUGACAAGUAAUUAUUUUUUAAAUGUUUAUGUUGCAAGGUAGGGAGAUUUUGAUCUUUUAAAACACUAACAGAGGUCUGUAAAACUAAUCAAGGUAAUAAUUACUCUAUUACUUGGAUAAACACAUUGAUAAAACUUUUGAUUUACAUUGUCUAUGUAUUCAAUGAAAACCAGCUUCAGAUGCUAAAAUUCACUGUUUACCUAUUUUUAAAUUUACUUUAUAAAUAAAGAUUGAUGCUUUA
Molecule: messenger RNA, 4120 nt
Organism: Athene cunicularia (burrowing owl)
Lineage: Eukaryota; Metazoa; Chordata; Aves; Strigiformes; Strigidae
Gene: TWF1
Product: twinfilin actin binding protein 1
Exons: 9
Biological process (GO): regulation of lamellipodium assembly; actin filament depolymerization; positive regulation of neuron projection development
Cellular component (GO): myofibril; actin filament; cytoplasm
Molecular function (GO): actin monomer binding; actin filament binding
Source: RefSeq, a predicted model, not a curated record